Molecule: messenger RNA, 201 nt
Organism: Bipolaris victoriae FI3
Lineage: Eukaryota; Fungi; Ascomycota; Dothideomycetes; Pleosporales; Pleosporaceae
Exons: 1
Source: RefSeq, a predicted model, not a curated record
CAGGCGACCAGGAACAAUAUCGAAGAGCUAUGUAAGGGUCUGAUGCUUAAGGUGAUUAAAAGCUCGGCAAAGCUUCCUAUGACUGAAUCUCGGCCAAAAAGACCAGGGAUAGGAAUUAAGCCGGCUGGCUGGAGACAGCACUUGGGAUCAACAUGUCUUAGCUCGGCCGUACAGUUCCCGGCUACAUUUAGUUUCCGGUAG